Molecule: messenger RNA, 2127 nt
Organism: Caenorhabditis angaria
Lineage: Eukaryota; Metazoa; Nematoda; Chromadorea; Rhabditida; Rhabditidae
Source: the annotation of a GenBank genome assembly
AUGACUGAAACUUCUGCCGGUGGUUUAUAUCAAUGUAUUACGGAUAUUGCUCGCGCUGAUACAAGUGGGGAUUAUCAAAAGGCGCUGCAAGCUGCGAAUAAAUGUUAGUUGCUCAUUCAUCAUUUUUCGUAAAUUCAUUAGAAUAUUUUGUGAUUUCAGUGAUUCGCAAAUUCCCGAAAGAAACGUUUGCUUUCAAAUGCAAACUUGUUGCUUUGAUCCAACUUUCAUCAUGGGAAGAAGCUUUGACUAUUAUCAAGAAGACACCAACCCACCAAAUGGGAAAUGUUUCAUUCGAAAAAGCUUAUAUCUUCUAUCGUCAAGGAGAUCUUGAUCAAGCAUUGAAAGAAUUGGAAAAUUGCGAGAAGGAUGAUAUUCGUGCUUUGGAGUUGAAAGCUCAAAUCUAUUACAAGCAAGAAAACUUCACCGAGGCUUAUGAAAUCUUCCGUUUUUUGUUGAAAAACCAUUCGGAUGAUUCUGAUGAAUUGAGACGUGCGAAUUAUUUGGCUGUUCAAGCUAGACUCGAAGCUCAAGGAUCAAAACAACAACUUGAUACUGAAGCUGAAGAUUCGUAUUCUCAACUUUACAAUCGUGCUUGUGUUGAGAUUGAAGCCGAAAAAUUGCCACAAGCUCUUGCUUCUCUUGAUAAAGCUCUUGUUAUUUGUCGUCAAACUUUGACAGAUGAAGAUCGUGAAGAAGAUGAAAUCGAAGAAGAAUUAGAUUCAAUUCGAGUUCAACGAGCUUAUGUUCUUCAAAGAAUGGGGAAACGCGACGAAGCAUUGGAAAUUUACAAAAAAGUUCAAGCUGCAAAUCAUUCUGAUGAAAGUGUCAAAGCAACAAUCACCAACAAUAUUCCAGCUGCAUCUUCUGAUUUCGGAAUGUCUGAAUCUCGCAAGAAAUUCAAAGCAGCUCUUCAAAUUGAUCAAAGUAAAUUGACAAGAAGACAACGAAGAACUUUGAUGUUGAAUAAUGCUUUGGUUUUACUUUUGUCGAAUCAAAGAGAACCUUGUAAACGAGCUCUCGAAGAAUUGGUAUCAAAGUUUGGAACUUCGAAAGAUGUUGCUUUGAUUGAAGCAGCACUUUAUGUCAAAUUAAAUGAUACCGAAAAUGCGCUUCGUGUUUUAGCUGGAGAUGAUCAAGAACAACAAUUUGCUCGACUUCACGUUCUUUUGAAUGCUGGAAAACUUCCAGAAGCAUCAGCUAUUUUGAAUAACUUCAAAAAUCGUCCACUUGGAGUUUCGAGUCUUUUGACAAGUAUUUUGAUAGCCUCGGAUAAAAAAGCGGAUGCGGCCAAAGAAUUGACAAAUAGUUUAUCAAAGGCUGGAAAUUCUGAAGAGAAAAAAUCGAUUCUUGAAGGAGCUGUUGAUUUGGAAACUGCCAAUGGAAACAUUGAACAAGCAACUAAACAUUUGGAAAAACUCGCUGAAAUGUUUAGCGAUGAUUUGACAAUUCAAUGUAGAUUGGUUGGAUUGUAUUCAAAAGUUGAUCCGAAAAAAGCCGAACAAUUGAGUAACAAGGUAAGUUUUCAUGUUUCAUAAUUUAGUUUUCAAAAUUAAUUUUUUUCCCCCAGAUCUUCCCUGAAAACAUGGAAGUUGAUAUUAAUGUUGACGAACUUGAAGAAAGUGAUUGGAUAUUGUAUGGUGAAAAAUAUCGACAAAAGAAAGAAGCAAAAGGAGAAGCUGCGGCUGAUGAUAAUGUGAGUUUCUUUUUUUUUGUUGGAAGUAUCUGAUCAAAAGACAUAUUUUCAGGAAAUCAUUACUCGCAAACUCAAAAAUCAACGACGCAAGCGUAAAAUCCGUCUUCCUAAAAACUACAAUCCGGAUGUUUUGCCUGAUCCAGAAAGAUGGUUGCCAAGACAAGAAAGAUCGACAUAUAAGAAGAAAAGAAAGAAUCGCGAAAGAGAAAUCGGACGAGGAACACAAGGAUCUUCAUCUGCUAAUCCAAAUGUGUAAGUUCAUUUUCUACAAAAAAUAUUUUUUUUGUUCAUUGCUCAUAUUAUACAUUUUCAGCGAAUACAUGGCUGCUUCUCCAAAUUCUCCACGACCACUUCCUGGUCCGGCAGCCGAAGGACCACGUCAACAAAGACCAAACUUUCAAAAGCAAAAAAAGAAGAAGUCUUCAAAAUUCUAG